AUUCAGAACCGCCAUCUUGCUAUUCGUACGGCACAUCCUCCCCUUUUCAAUUUGCACGGAGAGGGUUUCAAGGCCGUAAAAAGGGUCGCCCGGCCCUCACAUUCAGUUUCAGUGGCGAAAGGCACGCUGAAUUUGCAGCCAUGUCAAAACAAAGCAUAAUGGACCGCGUAACAGCGGCGAAACACAGCCUGGCAGGGCAAGGAUUGGCCAAGGUUGUAUGUAAAGCUACGACAGAAGAGGUGAUGGGCCCUAAGAAGAAACAUUUAGACUACUUAAUACAGUGUACCAAUGAACCCAAUGUCUCAAUCCCACAACUCGCAGACUUACUCAUUGAGCGCACUCAGCAACAGAGCUGGGUCAUCGUCUUCAAAGCCCUCAUCACAACUCACAAUCUCAUGAACUAUGGAAAUGAGAGAUUCACCCAGUAUCUGGCCUCUAAUAAUUGUUCCUUUAACCUUGGUCAGUUUAUUGAUAAACAGGGAGUUCAAGGUUAUGACAUGUCAACAUUCAUACGACGAUAUUCCAAAUAUUUAAAUGAAAAGGCUGUUUCCUACAGACAAAUGGCGUUUGAUUUUUGCAAAGUCAAAAGAGGCAAAGAUGAUGGAUUGCUGAGAACAAUGAAUGCAGACAAGCUUUUGAAGACCCUGCCAGCCCUACAGAAACAGCUGGACUCGUUGCUAGAGUUUGAUUGUGCUCCCAAUGAGCUCACCAACGGGGUCAUCAACGCCUGCUUCCUCCUGAUGUUCAAGGAUCUGAUUCGUCUCUUUGCCUGUUACAAUGACGGAAUUAUUAACCUACUAGAGAAAUACUUUGAUAUGAAUAAAAAGCAAUGUAAGGAUGCAUUAGAAAUUUACAAGAGGUUUCUGGUCAGGAUGGACAAGGUCUCCGAAUUCCUGAAGACAGCUGAGAAUGCCUCCAAAAACCCCCAGCAGAGUGUUGGUAUUGACAAGAGUGAUAUUCCUGACCUAGCCAAGGGCCUGAAGAACAAUGCUAAUUCAGCCCCUUCUAGUCUCCUUGAUGCCUUAGAACAGCAUUACCAGUCCCUGGAAGGGAAGAAAGGGGUGACAACUCCUGUCAGUGGCUCAAAUUUGUAUAUACCUGCACCCGUGGGGUUUGCUGCGGCCAUUAACACCAUUUCUAGUAACACACCCACAAUCAAUGUGUCGGAGGAAGAGCGACAGCGGAUUUUAGACGAGGAAAAUGCUCGCCUUCAGCAGUUAAAGAAGGAACAGCUUGGCAAGAGCACUGCUGACUCUCCAAAUCAGGAGCAGAGAAUGAAAGAACUCGGGCAGUCACCUCAGCCUAACCCCUCAGCAACAAAUCCGUUCGCAACGCAAACACCAAAUGGGACGAGCGAUUUGUUCGGGUCACCCACAAAGUCGGCAGCACCCCAGAAGGCUAGCGACGACCUUCUUAGUUUGUCAGGAAACCCCUUUGUACAGAACGUUCAAAACGUCAUGGCGAUGCAGAAUGCCACACAAGCGAUGAGUCAGCCCAACUCGUUUGCUCAGUGGAAUAGCGCCCCAGCUACCAGCGUUCCCGCAUCGAGCAGUAUGUUUACAUCCGACGUUGACUUUGAGAAAGUGUUUCCCAACCAGUCAUCCAACACCUCCGCUGGACUACUAACCGAUGCUACAGGUCUCUUAGUUCCUCAGACCUCGGAAAAACCAGCUUUUCCUGGACCUCCCAUGCCGACUAGUCCAGCUCUCCAUCAGAGGAGUUUAACUCCAACCAUGAAUGAGUCAGCACCGGGCCGCCUAAGUCCCGCCCUCAUCUCUUCUGACCAAUCAGGAUUUGAUGCCUUUGGGGAGGUCCUAAAACCAACCUCCAAUGUUGGGAUGAACAGCGCCACACAAGAAAAACUCAUCAACAAAGAUCUGGAUUCCAGUCUGUCACAGCUAGCUGGAAACCUCAACAUCAAAGGGUCAGCGUCGCAGGUCAAAAAACAACAACAUGACUGGCAACCGAAGGGUGAACAGAAGAAGACGGGUGGUCAGAGCUGGCAGGGGCUACCCCCCAACAUCUCUUCCUCUACCUGGACCUCACCCAGCUACGGACAGCCCAUGGUAAAUAGUCAGUCCAAUAUGACAACACAGUCUACAAUGAUAAACUCUCAGCAGCCUCCGAUGAUGGCACCAGUGAUGGGAUACAAUGUUCAACCAAUGAUGCAGCAACCAGGCAUGAUGGGAGUGAGGCCAAUGGGAAUGCAGCCCGCCAUGGGAAUGCAGCAGCCAAUAGGAAUGCAACCUGCUAUGGGUAUGCAGCAACCCAUGGUGUUUGGCAUGCAACCUGCCAUGGGAAACAUGAUGUCACAGCCGCGCCCACCCGCACAAACCAAUCAGGAUCCAUUCGGAGCGUUAUGAGAUUCCAUUAGUAACCAUAAUUCAGGGAGUCGUAGUCAAAUGAGUGUUUGUGAACCAGAAAUAGGCAGGGAUCAAGAAUGUGUGUCAUCACCAUGGCAACCAUCAACUUCAACAUUCCUAUUCAAUCCAUAUCUGAUCUAUGCAUGUGAAAAAAAAAAUACACUACAAAAUUUGAUUGAAUCUGACAGGGACAGAACAAUAUCAAUUACAUCACAGUGACAAUAAGAGGUCAAGAAUAAAAACACUUGACCUUUGACCCCACCAGUUGUAGAAUGACAAACUCCACUCAUGAAAUUAUAAGCCUAGUCAUUCAGUGGUGCAAUCUUAAGUAACUGUGGUGAUUGCGAAGUAAGCGACUGAAGCACUACCUUUUAUCUUAUUGGAAAUGGUACCACUCAGUUUUAAUCAAUGUUUAUAAAAUCUUCUUGUUAUCAACAAGUUGAAUUUCAAAUUUGUUCUAGAAAAUCUAGAUUGUAAAUAAUCAUGAGGGAAGUGAAUGAGAUUGAAAGAAUGGUUGUGUUUAUUUUCUGUUGGCAUGGUAACUGUGUUGCCAUGAUUUUGUUAUGGUGAUUAUCUGACAUGAUGACUUCUUAGAUGUAUUCAUUUAGGUUGUUUCUUUCUGAAAUGUGCAGGCUUAUCAUGAUUUUACAGACACUAUGAGGACCUUCAGAAGAUAUAUAUUGGCAGUGUGUUUAUUAGAUAGUUGUAUUUAUUUGGAAUUAAGCACACAAUGUAUUGAAUGGUAGAUGGCUGUUCCUUUGUACACCCUUGUAAGAAUUACUGUAUGAGUGCUAAGCAAAUUUCACUGUUAUGUUUAUUUGUUACAUGUGUAUCGUAUGUGUUAUUGUAAAGUCAAUGGGAAGUAUUCUUAUUUGUUGAAGUUUCCUGGCCUAAUAAUGCCAAGAAAACAUUUAAAAUCAUUAAUACACACAUAUAGUAUAUAUCCAUGUAUUAUUCAGUGUUGUAAGGACCAUUAUAGAACUGUAUGGGCUGAUUUUCACAGAUGACGGGAUACACACAGUGUAUAGGGGCAGUUUUUAGUCCUUGGCACACUAUUGUAUGCAUGGAAGUUGCCAGCAUCACUUGUUUCCAAAUUGUGGUUGAAACAUGACACAUUCCAAACCCAGCUUCUGUCUAUGUGAUAAUACAACUGUAUAAAUUGCCCCGCUCUGACGGCACAGAAAACUUUAUCAAAGUAUUAAUGAUGCACAAGUGUUAAUGACUUCUCAGAACAAAAAAACAGAUUUUUUUUCAUGUGGAAUAAUUAAGGCAUUUUGAAGUUACAUUUAUUAGAAGCAAUUGUAAAAACAAAUGGGAAAAUGUCUGCUAGCAAAGCAGAAAGUUGCAAAAGCUUACAUGUAACAAUUAAUGAAUUGGUUAUUCAGGGGGAAAGUUGGUAUAUUCUCGUACUAUAUAUAGACAAGGAGAAAUUGAUAAGAGUCAAAAUUGACGAUUUUACAGUAUUUUUGUUUCUCAUUAUUCUUGAAAUCAAAAAUAGCACUUCAGCUUUAUAAGUUUCAAUUUGAAAAAAAAGACAGAAUUUAAGCCAUGUUGCUGUGUGGAAUCUCUGAUGACAAUCAGCCAAUAUUGAAUGACUGAUCAUGCCAUAAAUCUAUGUGAUAACAUGUCAGCCGUGUGGAGUACAUAAUAUACAAUCUGUGACUGUGUUUCCAGUCUUUUGGUAGGAAACUGUUUCUGUUGACCAGAUGUAGUAGUUCCUCUAGACACAAUAAACUCAUGCUGCAUCUCCA
Molecule: messenger RNA, 4114 nt
Organism: Magallana angulata
Lineage: Eukaryota; Metazoa; Mollusca; Bivalvia; Ostreida; Ostreidae
Product: phosphatidylinositol-binding clathrin assembly protein LAP-like
Exons: 26
Coding region: 141-2363 (740 amino acids)
Biological process (GO): clathrin coat assembly; clathrin-dependent endocytosis; synaptic vesicle budding from presynaptic endocytic zone membrane
Cellular component (GO): extrinsic component of presynaptic endocytic zone membrane; clathrin-coated pit; clathrin-coated vesicle
Molecular function (GO): phosphatidylinositol-4,5-bisphosphate binding; SNARE binding; clathrin heavy chain binding
Source: RefSeq, a predicted model, not a curated record